Molecule: messenger RNA, 1941 nt
Organism: Schistocerca nitens (vagrant locust)
Lineage: Eukaryota; Metazoa; Arthropoda; Insecta; Orthoptera; Acrididae
Product: solute carrier family 22 member 7-like
Exons: 10
Coding region: 1-1941 (646 amino acids)
Biological process (GO): transmembrane transport
Cellular component (GO): membrane
Molecular function (GO): transmembrane transporter activity
Source: RefSeq, a predicted model, not a curated record
AUGGCGUGCAUAAAUUACCAAUGGUUAACCGGGGGAAGUGCAUCAACAACAUUUAAGAAGAUCUUCUAUAAGAUUUACUUAAAGGAAACAGCUGAAAAUGUUGUGCCGACUAAUGAAAAUAGUGAUCAGAUACCAAAUGUCGCGGCAAUGAGCGCGACGGCAAAUAAUAGUGGCACCGAAAAUGUCGACCAUAUCGAGAACAGCCGGGAGUGUUACAGCAAUUCAGUUUAUGAUGAUGACAAUAGUGGCUUACCUCAUAAAGCUAUCAUGCUCACGGGAAACUGCGAGAUUUCAGUGAACAGCGGAAACGCUAAGGUCUUACCAGCGUUUGAAGAAGUACUCGAUUCCAUUGGCUCGAGAGGAAAAUUUCAGGCGAAGCUCAACGUCGUCUUCAAUUUCGUCGGCCCGUGUAUCAACUUAAUAAGUGUGUAUGUUUUCUAUCUCGCAAUGCAGACCCCUGAUCACUGGUGCCAUGUUCCUGGCAGAGAAAAUACCAACAUGUCGCUGACGGAGUGGAAGAAUUUCACAAUCCCUAGGGAAGAAGAUUCUUUCAGCAAGUGCCAGAUGUACAACCAGAGUGAUGACAUUCACUCGAGCAGUAAAAACCCUGUCCAGUGUCAGCACGGCUGGGACUAUGACGAUACGUGGUUCUCGCUGACGGUCCCUUCGCAGAUGAACUGGGUUUGUGACAACAGGCACAUAAUAAAUGACGUCUUGUUCUACGCACAGAAUAUCGGAGUGGCUCUGGGACUGCUCUUUGGGUACAUAGGCGACAUGUACGGCCGACGGCCGCAGCAGUUUCUGUGUGUGGCGGCCCACGUUAUCAGCAGGCUGUUGCUGGUCCUCACUCCAGACGUACUUCCGCUGUUCAUCCUGGCGCAGUCCCUUAUAUCAGGGGCCGCAGGUCCUAUGAUUGAAUCAGCUUUGUCUGUUGGUUUGGAACUGACGGACAUCAGACAUCGGACGACGCUGAACUAUUUCUCGAGCAGUAGCCUCGGGCUUGGCAUCAUGGCUUCCGCCUUUUUAGCCUGGCCCCUGCGCAACUGGAAUUACUUUGUGUCUUGUUCUGCAGCAUUCUGCUUAGCGCUGUUUUUAUUUUUCAGGUGGUUCCCGGAGUCACCGCGGUGGCUGGCGUGCAGAGGUCGUGAGGAGGACGCCCUGAGGCUGUUGAGGCGCAUAGCCACCACCAACGGUGGACAACUGCCGCCUUACGCUCGGCAGGUGAUGCGGAACGUGGGUACGGCCCAGAGGGACAGGAAGGGCUUCCUCAGCCUCUUCUCUAGCUGGAACGUCUUCAAGAAUUCUGUGCUCCUGAUUAUGGCAAGAUCUACGCACCUGCUUACGCUGCAGUCUAUAGUGAUGAUGUCUGGUGGUGUGGGCGUGAACCCGUUCCUGUCAGUGGCAGCUCAGGGCGCCAUCCAGCUGCCCGCCUACUGCGUCGUCCACUACACUGCUGCGCGCUUCGGCCGCCGCUGGUCCGCCGUGGGCAGCGCCCUUCUGUCUGGGAUCGCAGCAGCGGCCGUCUCCUUCAUGCUGACUGCUAACGUCAGCGGACUGGCCAUCACGGUGAUGAUGGUGAUAACGCAGUUCUUCACGACGGGCACCAACGGCAUGGCCAACCUGCAGAGCGUGGAGCUGCACCCCACGUGCCUGCGACAGAUCGCCGCCUGCGUCGAGUGGACCGCUGCUGGCGUCGUCAUGUCUGCCCUGCCAUAUGUGGCCCUCAUGAGCGACAGAAGGAUGCCCUGUGCCAUUCUCGCUGCUCUUAACUUGGGUACGGCGUUUGCCGUAUCGUUUCUUCCGGAAUCUGCUUUACAGAGGUUGCCAGAGACAUUACAGGAUGCAGCCGUCUUUGGUAAAGGCCAGAAGUACUGGAGCUGGAAGCCCAAACCACCUCGGGAUUAUGUCUUGGAGAAAACUAACGUCGAGAGUUCAAUUUAA